AUGGAUCCGUCGAGCAUCCCUCCGGUAUUGAAGGACACGCCCGUCUCUACUCCGUCUCUCGUUUCUACUCUCAUCACCAACUGCGGUACUAUGGCAUCGUCGACAGAAGCGGUCCCGCCAGCAGCAAAGAUCUCCCUCAUCACUGUAUGGAUGGAGACCCUCGUCUAUGGAAUCAAUAUCAUAGCAUUUGCUGGAGCCAUUUGGGUCCUUGCUUUCCGUCGCAAAGUUGUCACCACCGCGCAUCGCUACCUUAUAGCAACAUCCUGCUUUUUGUUCUCUCUCUCAACAGUGCAUGUUUCCAUUUCCCUUACGCAGCUCCUGAAGGGGUUUAUCGAUGGAGAUUGGGUCAACUCUGUGGAUUCGAUGAUUGAAGCAGACUUGUAUUUCUUGUCCUUCACACAGCCUCUGGCAUUUGUAAAACUCGUCCUAUACGUUGUAAAUGUUUUUGUUCAGGAUAUGAUUCUUAUCUGGCGUAUGUACGCUGUCUACGGCGCCAACUGGAAGAUUGCCGUAGUCCCUGUUUUCUUUGAGCUCGUCCACACAGGUGUCGCGAUGUCCACUACCGUGCUUGGAUUCAACGGAGUUCCGCUGAAUGGCGAGCGAGUCGAGGCAACCGCGCUCACAGGAUGGAUCAUGGACCUUAUCAUCAAUUUGGGAGUGACAGCUGCAAUUGCAUACAAACUGUGGCACGUCGGCCGCGAGGUCGCUGGUAUGCGGUCGGAUGGCAGGGACCACAACGCGUAUCUUGGUGUUAUCUUCAUCGUCCUCGAGUCCGGAGUCAUGUUCGCUACCGCGACGUUCAUUGUUGUCGUGCUCUACCUGCACACCCCCACACAGCUUGAGGCCAUGCUUGGCGUCAACGUCGUGACGCAAGUCGCUACACUUUCUCCGAUGCUGAUUGUGGUCCGUGUCGGGCUGCGUAUCAUGCACGGUGGUUCAACCACAGAUACAUUCCAUACCAGAACGUCCUCGAAAACCCUCACUGCACCCCGGUUUGCUCCCAAUAUGAGGGCGCCCAUUGAUGUCCUUCGGACGGAGGAGAAUAUCAGUGAUAUAGGCACAAACAGCUAUAACCUGCAGGAUAUCAAAGCGAACUUCAAUGGUGUGUGA
Messenger RNA from Fibroporia radiculosa, 1110 nucleotides. RefSeq lists its product as uncharacterized. The record is from RefSeq and is a predicted model, not a curated record. Bases 1 to 1110 code for a protein of 369 amino acids. Lineage: Eukaryota; Fungi; Basidiomycota; Agaricomycetes; Polyporales; Fibroporiaceae. The transcript has 10 exons.